This is a messenger RNA of Aureobasidium pullulans EXF-150, 1239 nucleotides long. Its product is annotated as 2-nitropropane dioxygenase. The record is from RefSeq and is a predicted model, not a curated record. Bases 53 to 1099 code for a protein of 348 amino acids. NCBI's taxonomy places the organism in Eukaryota, Fungi, Ascomycota, Dothideomycetes, Dothideales, Saccotheciaceae. The transcript is spliced from 2 exons. Gene Ontology annotation, molecular function: nitronate monooxygenase activity.
CGCUGCAUCUCGAAACUUUGUAGUUUUUCAUCGAAUAGAUAUCCACACCACCAUGGCAAUGCCUACGCUCACCACACCUCUGACGACCCUGCUGGGAAUCAAAUAUCCAAUCCUGCUGGCAGGAAUGGCUCGCACAUCUUCCGGUCCUCUUGCUGCCGCCGUCUCGAAUGCAGGAGGACUAGGGACAAUUGGUGGGUUGGGAUACAAUCCACAACAACUUCGCGAUAUCAUCACAGAACUCAAGGCGCAUCUUUCAUCGCCAGACCUACCUUUUGGUGUCGACCUCGCCUUGCCACAAGUAGGAGGUUCAGCACGAAAGACGAACCACGAUUACACACACGGACAACUGGAUCAACUGAUCGAUGUGGUGAUCGAAGAAGGUGCGAAACUGUUCAUCAGUGCAGUGGGUGUGCCGCCGAAGAGAGUUAUCGAUCGCUUGCAUGAAGCUGGCAUUUUGGUCAUGAAUAUGGUCGGACAUCCUAAGCAUGCUGUCAAAGCGCUUGAGGCAGGUGUGGAUUGCGUUUGUGCGCAAGGAGGUGAAGGUGGAGGCCAUACGGGUGAUAUUCCUGGAAACAUUCUUAUUCCGGCCGUGGUGGAUGCGGCGAGUAAGUAUAAAAGUCCGUUGACUGGAGAGCCUGCUUUGGUGGUCGCGGCAGGUGGUAUAUACAAUGGGCGAAGUUUGGCGGCGGCGUUGAUGCAAGGCGCGGCAGGUGUGUGGGUUGGCACAAGAUUCGUCGCAAGUGUCGAAGCUGGAUGCUCGAAGCUGCACAAAGAAGCAGUGGUGUCAGCAAAGUUCGAGGACACUUUGCGAACACUAGUUGUCAGCGGUCGACCACUUCGCGUCCGCAUGAACGAGUAUAUCCAGUCGUGGGAAGACAGACCAGAAGAUAUAAAGCGCUUGACCGAUCAAGGUAUCGUUCCGAUGCAAAAAGACAUGGACGAUGAUAAAGAUGUCGACUUGCCAUAUCUGAUGGGAACGGUCGCCGGUGUGAUCGGCGAUAUCAAACCUGCAAAGGAGAUUGUCGAAGACAUGGUCAGAGAGGCCGUCGACAUGUUGAACAGGGGACAGGGCUUUGUCGCAAGAGACAGCAAGUUAUAGACUGAGAGUAGUGUCAGGGACAGCCACAUUGCAAUCCCGUCAUUACAUAGCAGCAACGUCUCGACAAAUCUUCUUCAGCACCCAGCUUGUAGCCAGAACGCCGAUGAAAAAAAGAGAGACAAGAAGUCAUGUUGAGCCCG